AGUUCUUCUCUAUUUCAUGUUUGACUGCACUGCUAUUUGACAUCUGCAAUUUGUUUGGGAGACGAAGCCGCUUUCAUCAAAAUUUGACUAAUCACUGUCUGAUCACUGAGAAUUUACUGUAUACGCGAAAUUUCUUUUGCCAUCUGCUGUAUUCAAGAUGUUUCUAACCCGUUCGGAGUAUGACCGCGGCGUCAACACAUUCAGCCCCGAAGGAAGGCUGUUCCAAGUGGAAUACGCAAUUGAAGCAAUAAAAUUAGGUUCGACGGCAAUCGGUAUCUGCACUUCGGAAGGCGUCGUGUUGGCCGUCGAAAAGAGGAUCACCUCGCCCUUGAUGGAGCCCACGACCAUAGAGAAGAUCGUGGAAGUCGAUCGUCAUAUUGCAUGUGCUGUUUCUGGCCUUAUGGCCGAUUCGCGGACGUUGGUAGAGCGCGCGCGUGUUGAAUCCCAAAACCACUGGUUCGUGUACAACGAGCGCAUGAGCGUGGAGUCGUGCGCGCAGGCCGUGUCCAACCUGGCGAUACAGUUCGGAGACAGCGACGAUGACAGCGGCACCGCCAUGUCCAGACCGUUUGGUGUGGCUGUAAUGUUUGCCGGUAUUGAUGAGAAAGGUCCCCAGCUAUUCCACAUGGACCCUAGUGGAACAUUUGUACAGUAUGAUGCUAAAGCCAUAGGCUCGGGAAGUGAGGGCGCACAGCAAAGUUUGAAGGAAGUCUACCACAAGUCAAUGACAUUGAAAGAGGCGAUUAAGUCUGCCCUGACCAUCCUAAAGCAAGUUAUGGAAGAAAAGCUCUCUGAGAAUAAUGUGGAGGUGGUCACAAUGACCCCAGGGUCCAUGUUCCACAUGUUCACAAGGGAGCAACUUGCAGAGGUCAUAAAAGAUAUACCUUGAGUCGGUGUAGUGUUGGGUGCGGUGGGGUUUGUGGCAUUGGUUGCAAUGUUAGUGAAUAAAAUUGUAUAAAUGCACUUUUAUGGAGUAUCCAGGGAAUCAUGGAUGAUCAGUAUUUCUUUGUUUUAUAUUCCUACUAUAUUUAACCAAAGGGUUAUAAAGUGACAAUAGAUAAAAGCCCUCAUUAAUGUGCUAUAAUGUGAAAUAAUACACAUUAUAUAAAUUCCAAAAUUACUAAUGGUUAUGCCACGAAAAUGCCACAAACCUCGCGUAUCGCCUAGUUGCCGUAAUGUACAAUGUUGUCGAGUAAUGUUUGAAAUAAAUAGAAUUUUAUAUCUCUUGUAUGACACAUAUUAUUUAAAGUAAUUUUGUUUGGUGUUUGGUGUAGAUCAAGUUGCUUAAACUCGAGUUUUUAUGUAUUUGUCGUAUCUUAGUAUAUUAAUUACACUGAGUUAUCUCAGAUUACUGUAUAAAAAUUGUCGAAAGUAGACAUAGGCAUAUUAUUUUUACACCAUAGAUACUAAAAGUAAUGGGUAAAAUAAGGAUAUUUUUAAAUACACCAAUAAAAAUAAAGUAAAAAUAGAACACCUUUUAUAGAGUAGUAUAAGGACCUUGCUAUCUAUUGGAACUUUUUGACAUUUACCGAUGUUUCGUUCAUUUUAUUUUAUUCUUUUUAUGAAUGAAUUUUAUGCCUUUUAUUUUGAGUAAUAAUUUAUAACCAAAUAUUUGAAAAUAGAACAGCAGUUUCUAAAAGAAGUUCCAUUGUGUUUUGGCGGGAUCUUAGAUGUUAAUUAAUCCGUAUAUUCUGUAACAUCUUUAUAAGUUUACAGUAUCUGUUAGCAAUAAUCGCUAUGUCGACAUAAAAAAUAUAUAUUUAAUUUUAAAUAUUACUGGCACGUCGUCGUGCGGUCAACGUAAGUAAGUAUAACUUGUUUAAUAAAAUAUAUCAUUUAA
This is a messenger RNA of Manduca sexta (tobacco hornworm), 1840 nucleotides long. RefSeq names its product proteasome subunit alpha type-5 (gene Prosalpha5). The transcript is spliced from 5 exons. Gene Ontology annotation, biological process: proteasome-mediated ubiquitin-dependent protein catabolic process. The record is from RefSeq and is a predicted model, not a curated record. The coding region runs from base 158 to 889 and encodes 243 amino acids. Gene Ontology annotation, cellular component: proteasome core complex, alpha-subunit complex; nucleus; proteasome core complex. Lineage: Eukaryota; Metazoa; Arthropoda; Insecta; Lepidoptera; Sphingidae.